UGCAUGAUAUUUGGGAGGGCUGUAGUGAGCGUGAAAGUGUGCCUGGGGGAGUCUCCAUUGCCCCUAGCGGUAGACGGUAGUAUUGGCCUGUUUGAUUACUCCUAGUAUCGGACCCACAUCUUGAGCAGCGCAGUGUUGUCGAGCCUGGAAAGCGGUCAGGCGUAUGGACAGGCGGCCGUCGCUCCUUCAUCCUUCUCCGACCACCACCCGAACAGUGGACGGACUACACUGACGAGUCAUUCCAGCGCAUACACGGGCCUGCCCCCUCUUCUGCGCUCUGGUGCCUCCACUGCAGGGCCUCGUCUCCUUCAGCUUACUAAGGGGAAAGUGGGUGUUUGCUGCUCACUGGUGUUUCGGCAGCAGCGGCGGCGGCGGCGCGAAGUGUCCUCGAUGGCUGGCUGGAAGGACGGCUCGGUGCAGGAGAAGUACCGUCUGGUCGUGGUCGGAGGCGGUGGCGUCGGGAAAUCAGCCUUGACUAUCCAGUUUAUUCAGUCAUACUUUGUCACUGACUAUGAUCCUACGAUCGAAGACUCUUACACCAAGCAGUGCGUGAUUGAUGAAAGGCCGGCCAGGCUGGACAUCCUCGACACGGCUGGACAGGAAGAGUUCGGAGCCAUGAGAGAACAAUACAUGAGGACAGGGGAGGGCUUCCUGCUCGUCUUCUCAGUCACUGACAGAGGAAGCUUUGAAGAAAUCUACAAAUUCCAAAGACAGAUUCUGCGAGUCAAAGACAGAGAUGAAUUCCCCAUGAUCCUCGUAGGCAACAAGGCAGAUCUGGAGCUGCAGAGACAAGUAACCCAGGAAGAGGGCCAGCAGCUGGCCAGACAGUUAAAAGUCACAUAUAUGGAGGCUUCAGCUAAAAUUCGUAUGAACGUAGACCAGGCUUUUCACGAGCUGGUUAGGGUAAUCAGGAAAUUCCAAGAACAAGAAUGUCCACCGUCGCCGGAGCCUACGAGAAAAGAGAAAGACAAAACCGGCUGUCAUUGUGUGAUCGUCUGAGUCUGCCUUAUCACUGUUAACUCAUGCAGCUAAUCAACCUCCCCCCGCCCCCCACUCUGCCUGACAUUACAUCCUAAGUGGAUGAGUGACCUCUGCCUUCUCCAUGUGCAUGACUUCAGACAGCCUUUUCUGGGUUAACUUGGACCAGGAACUGCUGUUUCCAGGACAUCGCUAUGGGAUAACUGACAAUGCCAAAUUUUUAACACCACUCUACCUUCAGCUGCGAUCUAAUCCACACGAGAGAGUACCAACACUAAACAUUGCCUUCUUAAAUCAGCCUGACAAAUUAAAUGUUUUGUACUCUGAAGGACUCCUCUUGCCUUGUAGUGACAUUUGUACUUGCUACCGAGUUUGAAUGAAAUCUAUAUCCAGAAUGUUAAUGACAAUUCUUUAGUUUCCAGGGUCUGAACAGAGCAGAGAGAUUCUCUUACGAAGCUUUGUGUAUGUUGUGCCAUAUCCACCUUUACUCCCCAUGUGCUAAUCUGCUACUGUACAUAUGUGACAUUUGUUGUGGUUUUCAAAGUGUAUUUCUAAUGAUCUAUUAAAUCACCACAGUGCAGUGUGUGAGGUUGAGUUUGGUUUUACAUAUAAGAAACUGAAUAUGUAUGUAUAUAAAUGUAAUUCCUAGACAUCCUUUAAUGAUAUAUUGAGACAUAUUUCUGGCAUUCUGCAGUGGAUAACUUUCCCCUUUUUAUGCUUUCAGUUCAAUUGCCAAAUAUGGAUUGUCUGCUGUAUUAGAAUCCCCCCCCCCCCCCCCCCCCCAAGUCUUAUAGAUUGAAUGAUUGUAAUCAUAUUCUUGACAUACACAACGCGUCAUGUUCGCCUCAGUUUCCUCCCAAAAGGUGUAACCUCACUCGGUAAACUUGAAAAUCUCCGAAGGUGAUUAUGAACAUCUGGCUUCAACUCUGUUAAAACCAGACAUUUCCACACCUGCAUAAAAAGAUACAUAACAAUUUUGUCUCAGUGUCUGACAUUAUAGAAAUUAAGUCUAUUUUAGAUUUAGGAUUACCAAAGUUAUUUCUGUUUGCUAAAUAUCAUAAUUAUGGAACUUCAAAAAAUUCUUCUGUCUUUAAAUUGAGAAGUUUGCACAGUUUAGUGUUAGUGUUUAGAUGGAAUUGCCUUUUAAACUUGAUGAUUUGGGUGAGAAUCUUUGACAUUUUUGCAUUUUACAUUUUACACAACUGGAGUAACUGUGUCAGGUUUAUAGACCACGUUAGUUGCACCAACCUUUUCAACUUUGCACACAACCUUUCUACUAAGAACUUUGCAGUGGGUACUCUGGUUAUCGAGUUUGUUUGGCCUUUUCUCAGAAAUGUAAUGAUGAUCUUUAUAGAGAAAAACCUAAAUUUUUGUCUAAUCGGACUACACAGUCUCAAAAAACUAAGGUCUUUGUCACCCUGUUCUUGCAUAUUCAAAUUAUUUAUUUUUUUUGAUAAUAGCUUCUUCCUUGAGGGCAGCCUUUCAACUCAUUUUUGGUACAGUUUUCUUUCAACCAGCAUCUUUUGUCAGAUCAUUUUUCUGUUUGAUACACAUUUUCUUCAUCAAAGCUAAUUUAUCUAAGGAAAACGGAAAAUGUCUCCUUCCUGAGCAAGAUAGUGGUUGAACAAUCCCUUGGUGUUUAUACUUGCAUAGGAUUUUUUUUAACCAUAUAAUGAGACCUUCAGGCAUCUGAAUAUUGUAUUCACGGAUGAACCAAAUUUUGUGGAGCUCUACAAUUUCAUCCUAAUGUUGUGGAUAAUUUCUUUAAAAAUUUAUAAGGUGUCACAAGGAGAGAACUUGCCUCUUUUUAAUCAAAAUGUUGUGCAUUGAUGUGUUAGAAGCUUACAAAGCUAUGACGUCAAGCUGGACCUUCUCAUUCAAAAGGUAAUAUGUGCAUAUCAAAGCUUCUGAAUUUAAAGAAAGUAAUACAUUAUUUAAUUAUUCUGUCAUUUAGGAGGCAGAAUGAUAAAAUAAAAUGACAAGAUUUUGACUAUAAUACCAGACACUGAGAGGAAAAAAUGGUAAGUCUUUUUGUACACUGUAUGUCUGGUUUCAACUAUCAGCGGCAAACUGUGUAGCCUCAAACUGGGAUGGUUUCAGACAAAAGUGAAACUAUGUGCUCUGUACUUAACUUUUCGCUGGUAAAUCAAUGUAAAAAUCAGCAUGUUGUAAACCAAGAAAGGCUUUCAGAGCUCUGCUCAGCUCAUCAUUCCAAUCAUUCUCAUCAGUUCUGAUUGCGCUCACAUUGCUGUUGCACCUCUAACACCAUGGCGAUGUAUUUGCUUGUGCCCUCGAGUCAGUUUGUUGCUUUGAUUUUUGUCCCAAUUUGGUUUGCUGGUUGUAAAACCAGGACAAGCAGAGGUUUCGAGGUGCAUUUCGUAGGACCGGCCGUCUGCAGCAGGAUCUGGAAUCACUGAAGACACGCAACAGCGAUCCGCCUUCUCCUUUCCGCUGCUGUUCGGGCGCUCAGACGAAGUGCUGCUGUUUGUUUCACAUACCUUCAUCUUGUAUUAUAACAAGAAAAUCAGAUGGUGGGAUUAAUGAACUUGAUUAAAUAUUUCUACUCUACUUUUAUACAUUAUUUUCUUAUCAAACCGGUUGAUGAGUAUUUUUAUAUGUUUAUAAGUAAAUACAUGUUCACAGCUCAGGCUGUGUCUAUAUGUAAAGAAGAAUAUCUAACUCCCUUGGUUAUUUUUAACGUGAAAAUGAUUGCUGGCCCAAAUCUGAACAAUUGGAUGUUUCACCUAAAUGUAACCAAGGUUGGGGGUUUUUUUGCAUUUUGGGUCACAAAAUAAGUAUAUAUUUAUCUUGAGGUGUUCACCACCACUUCUGAUUGUGAAAUGUCAGGUUAAAUUUGGAGGUCAUAGAAAUGAUUGUUUAGAUCAUGCAACCUAAUGGCAUUAAGAUUUAAAUGCCCACAUCUCAUCUUGUCGCUAUUCUUAAGUGUGCAUUUGCAUCAUUCUGUUUGAUUUCACUUUCACAUUGGUGUCUUUUGCCCUGUGUCUAGCUUCUGUUGCAAAAAUAAAAUCUGUUAUUGAGCCAGAAAA
This is a messenger RNA of Xiphophorus couchianus (Monterrey platyfish), 4025 nucleotides long. RefSeq names its product RAS related 2 (gene rras2). The transcript has 6 exons. The record is from RefSeq and is a predicted model, not a curated record. Gene Ontology annotation, cellular component: membrane. Gene Ontology annotation, molecular function: GTPase activity; GTP binding. The coding region runs from base 391 to 999 and encodes 202 amino acids. NCBI's taxonomy places the organism in Eukaryota, Metazoa, Chordata, Actinopteri, Cyprinodontiformes, Poeciliidae. Gene Ontology annotation, biological process: signal transduction.